UUUAAACCGAGGCGCGCUGUGAUUGGGCGGCCGCGGUCCACGUGGUGCGGUGCAGUCAGUCGCUGUGCGGUGCCUGGAGCCAGCGCUGAGUGGAGCCUGUCUGCCAACAGCCUCAGCAGCGGCUCGAUCUGGAUCCUACUACACUCACUGACAAUUAAACAGGAGGCCCCUUUUUCUUCUUAUUCCCGAGGACCACUCUCCACCAUGGGCGACAAGAAGAGCCCUACCAGGCCAAAAAGACAAGCCAAACAGACCGCAGACGAUGGCUACUGGGACUGUAGCGUGUGCACCUUCAGGAACACCGCCGAGGCUUUUAAAUGCAGCAUCUGCGAUGUGAGGAAGGGCACAUCCACAAGGAAACCCCGGAUCAACUCCCAGCUGGUUGCCCAGCAGGUGGCUCAGCAGUACCCAAUGCCUCCCCCACCCAAGAAGGAGCGUAGGGAGAGGAGUGAGCGCACAGAGAAAGAGCGCCCAGAUGGAGAAGGUGAGCGUGCCAAUGGUGAGGGGCGUGCGGAGGGCGAGCGUGUGGAGGGCGAGAGUCCGGAGGGUGAGCGUGCCAAUGGCGAGGGGCGUCCGGAAUGCGAGCGUUCAGAGAGUGAGCGUCCAGAGAGCGAGCGUCCGGAGAGCGAGCGUCCGGAGGGCGAGCGUCCGGAGAGCAAGCGUCCGGAGAGCGUGAGGCCAGAGGGAGACACCCAUGAGAAGGAAAAGAGCGACAUGGAACAGCCAAUCAAAGACAAACCCGACAGAGAGAAAGACAUCAUCCCGGCCAUCACGAAGAAGCCCAGCAGCAAAAAGACCAGACCCAAAUCAGACAACCACCAGAGCCCGCCCAGCGACAAACACAGCAUACAGUCUGGAAAAUCAGCAACCAAGACCAACAAGAACUCUCACAUUUCCAGACCCAAACUGAAGAACAUCGACCGGAGCACUGCCCAGCAGUUGGCCAUUACCGUAGGGAAUGUGACGGUUAUUAUAACAGACUUUAAGGAGAAGACCCGCUCCUCCUCCACGUCCUCAUCCACCAUCACGUCCAGCGCGGGCUCUGAACAGCAGCACCAGAGCUCCGGCUCCGAGAGCAUGGACAAGGGCUCGUCCCGCGCCUCCACGCCUAAAGGGGAUCUCUCUGUGGUGCAUGACGAGUCAUUCUGAGGAACCCGCCUCAUUCCUUCCCCACAGUCCUCACCCUGCGCCACUCCCCCUUUUCCCCCCACGUUUUGGACACUAUGGAUCCCAUAGGGGGAGAGAUUUCACCUUUUCCCAUUGCUGCCCUGCCUCCAUUCCAUGAGCCACCCCUGGAUGCUGAGAGGAUCAGGUUGGCUGAGAGGAACAGUGUGAUGCUUCUGUCAGGGAAAACAAACGCCCUGCUUCGAGGACCUCCUGGUGACACGCGUGGCACAGGCGAGGAGAGCUGGGCUACAAAGAGUAAUGCCCCCAUCCCAAACGCCCCCUGCGGUAGCAUCCAGACACUUGUAUGUAUUGUUUUAUAUUUGUAUGUGGAUGUGAGGCCAAGUCGACUUUUUGUUUUUGUUUUUGUAAAGAAGAAUUCUUUGCUGGGCACAAUAACCACCAUCAUUUUAAUAACUUUAAACUAUUAUUACCCUUAUUUAUUACCUGUUGCACCUGUAUACUUUGAUAUUCUCCUUUUUAUGUUGACGCUUUGCUGUGUAGCUCUGCAGAUCGAUCGUUCCUCUGGUGUUUUUCUUACAGUUUGAAAAUGAUAGGACAUGACUCGAGACACAGACAGACACACACACACACACACACACACACACACACACAC
Paralichthys olivaceus (Japanese flounder) is the source of this 1780-nucleotide messenger RNA. It is a transcript of the gene rybpb, whose product is annotated as RING1 and YY1 binding protein b. The record is from RefSeq and is a predicted model, not a curated record. Gene Ontology annotation, biological process: positive regulation of DNA-templated transcription. Gene Ontology annotation, molecular function: transcription coregulator activity; DNA binding. Lineage: Eukaryota; Metazoa; Chordata; Actinopteri; Pleuronectiformes; Paralichthyidae. Gene Ontology annotation, cellular component: nucleus.